AUGUCGAAUACAUUGGAGAAAGUUCUCAUGGUUGUAACACUGCUGUAUCAAUUUGCCUUUUUCAUGACAUUUUGGGGGCACUGUUGCUUCAGAACAAGCUGGCUUGGUUUGGAUGUUUGGUUGUAUAAGAAAUCCCUAUCCUUGAUUGACAUUAUCUUGGUGAGCUUACCCAUCUCCAGAAUCUGUUUGUUGUGUUUGAUAUCUUUAGAUGGCUUUUAUUUAUGUAUCUCCCGAGAUAGAUAUGCCGGUAGCAAGCUAAUGAGCAUUGUGGAUGUUUUCUGGACACUUAGCAAUCAUUCAAGUGUCUGGUUUACUUCUUGCCUCAGCAUGUUCUAUUUACUGAAGAUAGCCAAUAUAUCCCACCCAUUUUUCCUCUGGCUGAAACUAAAGAUUAACAGAGUCGUCCUGGGGAUUUUUCUGAUGUCCUUCCUUACCUGUAUAACUAUUAGUGUUUCAUUGAAUGAGGACUUCUGGGAUCCCUUCAAAGGCAAUCAUAAGGAAAACAUAACUUGGGAAUUCAAAGUGAGUAAAAUCCCAAGUGCUUUCAAACUGGUUAUCCUGAACCUGGAGGCUAUCAUUCCCUUUGUUCUUUGCCUAACCUCAUUUCUCUUGUUACUUUUCUCCCUAUUUAAACAUACCAAGCAGAUGAAACUUAAUGCCACAGGGUCCAGAGACCCCAGCACAGAGGCCCACAUGAGGGACAUAAAGGCAGUGAUCAUCUUUCUGCUUCUCUUCAUUAUGUACUAUGCAGUCUUUCUUGUAGUAACCUCUAGCUUGCUGAUUCCUCAGGGAAAAUUAGUGGUGAUGUUUGGUGGCAUGAUAGCUGUCAUUUUCCCAUCAAGCCAUUUGUUCAUCCUGAUAAUGAGGAACAGCAAACUGAGGGAGGCUUUUCUGAAAGUGCUAAAUGUGAAGAGUUUCCACAGAAGAAGGGAACCUUUCGAAAAAAUGAAUCCAAAUCCCAUGCUAACAUUUCAUAUCAUUGCCUAA
This is a messenger RNA of Neomonachus schauinslandi (Hawaiian monk seal), 987 nucleotides long. It is a transcript of the gene TAS2R9, whose product is annotated as taste 2 receptor member 9. Gene Ontology annotation, molecular function: G protein-coupled receptor activity; bitter taste receptor activity. Gene Ontology annotation, cellular component: membrane. NCBI's taxonomy places the organism in Eukaryota, Metazoa, Chordata, Mammalia, Carnivora, Phocidae. Gene Ontology annotation, biological process: sensory perception of taste; G protein-coupled receptor signaling pathway; detection of chemical stimulus involved in sensory perception of bitter taste. The record is from RefSeq and is a predicted model, not a curated record.